AUGGGUUUGCUGACUAUUCUAAAGAAGAUGAAGCAGAAGGAGCGAGAGAUGAGGUUGCUCCUCCUUGGCCUGGAUAAUGCUGGGAAGACAACCAUCUUGAAGCGUCUUAGUGGUGAAGAGAUCGAGAGCAUCUCACCAACACUGGGAUUCAAUAUUAAGACCCUUGAGCACCAGGGCUUUCAGCUUAACAUUUGGGAUGUUGGUGGGCAGCGGAGCCUGCGGUCAUAUUGGCGUAAUUAUUUUGAGAGCACUGAUGGCCUGGUGUGGGUAGUGGAUUCCUCUGACCUUCAGCGAUUAGAAGACUGUCGUCAAGAGCUUCAGUCUCUUUUGAAAGAAGAAAGAUUGGCUGGUGCAAGUCUUCUGGUCCUGGCAAACAAGCAAGAUCUUCAGGGUGCUGUUUCACCUUCUGACAUUAGAGAUAUCCUCUCCUUGAAUGACAUCACAACUCAUCACUGGCAGAUUGUGGGUUGUAGUGCAGUAACAGGAGAACAACUUGUCAGUGCCAUCAACUGGCUCAUUCAAGAUAUUGCUCAUCGCAUAUUCACAAUGGACUGA
Molecule: messenger RNA, 555 nt
Organism: Darwinula stevensoni
Lineage: Eukaryota; Metazoa; Arthropoda; Ostracoda; Podocopida; Darwinulidae
Source: the annotation of a GenBank genome assembly